Messenger RNA from Paraglomus occultum, 714 nucleotides. NCBI's taxonomy places the organism in Eukaryota, Fungi, Glomeromycota, Glomeromycetes, Paraglomerales, Paraglomeraceae. The record is from the annotation of a GenBank genome assembly.
AUGAUUCUGCAAUAUUAUGAUGUCAUGCUUUAUGAAGAGGACGUAUUUUUUCUUUCUGAUGAUCAAUGGCUCAACGAUACUUGUAUCGAAUUCUAUAUGGAAUACUUGGAACGUACGAAACUUUUAUCGAUUAGAGGUUCAUCCGUUCUCCAGGUAUUCUUAUUACGUCCAGCCAUUACCUUUCUAAUCACCAACUCACCAGAUAAAUCAGACCUAUCCUCAGCCAUACCAGCUCAACUGACUGUAUCGGACGUCAUAUUUAUGCCCGUCAAGUUUGUAUUAUAUGUUGACAAGGGUUCACCUUUACGCUUACGGUUUAAAGAAAGUGAUGUUCUAUUCUUGAAGCUUACUAAAUUUUUGCAUCUAUAUGUGAAGUCGAUUAAUAAGUUUCUCCAUUACGAUUCCGCCGGACCAAUGAACAUGUCAUAUGCUAGGAUAACAGCGAAGAAGGUAGCAAGAAGACUUGGAAUCAAAGAUUAUGAAGUGAUUGGGAUGCACUCUCCGCAGCAAAAAAACGGAUCAGACUGUGGUGUAUAUGUAGUCGCAAUAACAGAUCACUUGACUCAGCGGCUUCUUAAUAUCAAUCCAGAAACAUUCUCUCCGCUGACUGAUUUAAUUCUCGCGCCAAAUGAUAUUCCAGCCGCUUCUUUCACAAGGAAGAUGAUGCGAUCUCUAGUAGCCAAUUUGGUUAAGAAGAGUAGAGUAUAUGAAUGA